Molecule: messenger RNA, 6700 nt
Organism: Silurus meridionalis
Lineage: Eukaryota; Metazoa; Chordata; Actinopteri; Siluriformes; Siluridae
Gene: elavl3
Product: ELAV like neuron-specific RNA binding protein 3
Exons: 7
Coding region: 462-1559 (365 amino acids)
Cellular component (GO): ribonucleoprotein complex
Molecular function (GO): RNA binding
Source: RefSeq, a predicted model, not a curated record
AAGAAGAACAUUGCAGCAGAGGCACAGAAGGAGACUGUGAAGAGCUGGGAAAUACACAUACACACUAGCACACACGCACAACAACAGAACCAGAACACCCUCCUCUGGACACACCCUACUGGGGAUCACUGCUUCUCUUCUCUUUUUUUUUUUUUUUUUUUUCAUUUCUGAACCAUCGCCCACGCCGCACAGGGAGAAAUCUCUCUCAUCCUCAUCAUCAUCCUGAAGAAAAUCCCUUUCUCCUCAUUUUCACUCUGCUUGAGGACACCUACAAUCACACGGGCUGAGAAUCCCUGAAGACGAGUUCUUUUUUUUUCCUUUUUCUUUUUUUUUCUUUUCAUUUCGGAAAGCGACGCAUUCAUUCAAGCCAUACGUUACAAAGACCAGAGUAAACCCUCCAGCAAGCCCCGGAGAAGACCUGCACAUCGAAGGAACUAGAUCACUAUCAUCUUCGUACAAGAAUGGUUACUAUAAUCAGCACCAUGGAAACUCAGGUGUCCAACGGUCCGAGCGGAACCAGCAUGCCUAACGGCCCGGUCAUCAGCACCAACGGAGCCACAGAUGAUAGCAAGACCAACCUGAUCGUCAACUACCUGCCUCAAAACAUGACCCAGGAGGAGUUCAAGAGCCUAUUUGGCAGCAUCGGAGAGAUCGAGUCCUGCAAGCUGGUCAGAGACAAAAUCACAGGUCAGAGUUUGGGCUACGGCUUUGUAAACUAUGUUGACCCAAAUGACGCCGACAAGGCCAUCAACACGCUCAACGGUCUCAAACUGCAGACAAAAACAAUCAAGGUUUCGUAUGCCAGACCCAGUUCGGCCUCGAUCCGUGAUGCUAAUCUCUAUGUGAGCGGACUGCCUAAGACCAUGAGCCAGAAGGACAUGGAGCAACUAUUCUCCCAGUAUGGCCGUAUCAUCACCUCCCGCAUCCUGGUGGACCAGGUCACAGGCAUAUCACGAGGAGUGGGCUUUAUACGCUUUGACAAGAGAAAUGAGGCUGAGGAGGCCAUCAAGGGCCUAAAUGGCCAAAAGCCACUGGGUGCUGCUGAGCCAAUCACUGUCAAGUUUGCCAACAACCCAAGCCAGAAGACAGGCCAGGCACUGCUCACCCAACUGUACCAGACCGCCGCCCGCCGUUAUACAGGUCCCCUGCACCACCAAACUCAGCGGUUCAGACUCGACAAUUUACUAAACGCCACCUACGGAGUCAAGAGUUGUCCAUCUCUCCUCCCCAGGUUUUCUCCCAUCACUAUCGACAGUAUGACCACCCUGGCGGGCGUGAACUUGACGGGGCCCACUGGCGCUGGAUGGUGCAUCUUUGUUUACAACCUUUCUCCUGAGGCUGAUGAGAGUGUCCUGUGGCAGCUGUUUGGGCCGUUCGGUGCUGUCACCAAUGUCAAGGUCAUCCGCGACUUCACUACCAACAAAUGCAAGGGCUUUGGCUUUGUCACCAUGACCAACUAUGAUGAGGCGGCUAUGGCCAUCGCCAGCCUUAAUGGCUACCGCCUCGGUGACCGAGUGCUGCAGGUCUCCUUCAAGACCAGCAAGCAGCACAAGGCUUAAAGAAGAAAGGUGUGGCCUGGCCAUUACCACCCCUUUUAUCCCAAAGGGGAAAGGGGGCACUAAGCUUCCCUGCACAUUCACUCAACAUGGGCCUGGACUGAGUCUCUCUUUGACACACAUUUAUCACACAUAUUACACUCAAAUAUUACACACAGACACAGACACAGACACACACACACACACACACAUCUAGCCAGAGUCUCCAAAAAUGACAAACACAUGAGUUUUUUUGGUUUCUCAUGCGAAUCCUUCCCUACAUUUGCCUGGAUUGAAUUAGUAGAGGUGGCUACAUGGUGAGUGGGUGGGAUUGUUUUUGCGAGGGACACAGUUUUAAUGAAUGUGACGCAGAAUGUGUGUUAAGUGCUUCGGUUUAAUUCAGGCAAAUUAGAAGCAACACUGAACAAAAAUCGAUCUUUAUGCAUAUAUAUAUAUAUAUAUAUAUAUAUAUAUAUAUAUAUAUAUAUAUAUAUAUAUAAAACCUACCCAAAUUCUUGCCCCAGUAACUCUUCUGUAUUUAUGGAGAGCAUGUAGUCUCUUUUUUACACUUGGGCAUUUUAAAUCAGUGGAAUUUUUUUUUAGAUUUAAGAAGAAAAAAAAAUAAAAACAGUGUUCUCUCAUAAAUAUAUAUAAAUACAUAUAUAUUAUUAUAUAACUAUAUAUUCAAUAUUUAAGGUGGUUAUAAUAGCCAAGUAUGUAAGCAUUUUCUAGAACUUUUAUUACGGUUUCCUGGCUUCACCUACGGUUACAUUCUAGCUUUAGGGCACUGUACCGACCCUCCAUUAAAGGUCCGAUCCAACAGCUAGUUUAAUAAUGUGCAUAUCAGCACCCACAAGUCUGAGGAAUAUUCAAAGGUCUUCAUAGUCACUUCACUAUAGACACAACAAGGCAUCAGAAACCCAAUCACAAAUACAAGCCAAAACACACACACACACACUUCUUUCGAUAUAACGAAUGCAGCAAAGAUGAUGAAGUAACCUAAAGCAAAACGUCCCUGUAUUUUUCCACUCUAGUUUGUAUAGUUUGAAACAGCUGUCAUUGGGAGCAGUCUGGCAGUGUUGUACGUGGUGAUGGCGUAUGCAAAAUUCUUUUCGGGAAAACAAACAAACAAACAAACAACAAAAAACAAGAGGUACGUCUAGAAUCACUUUGCACUAUAAAUAAGCUUGACAAGCAAAUUAAUAUAGAAAUUUUUAAAAAUAAUCUAAUUUCCUAAGAAGGCCAUUGGCUGUCUUAAUUUCUCUUUGGAAACACUUUUUUAAAAAGCUGAUGUCUAAAGUAUGACAUUGUGAGAAUUACAGAGAGAAGGGUUUAGUAGUCGCUACCCUUCUCCGAUGCAACCCAAUCACUCAUUCUUAUCUCUUAAACUGAUGAACUUCACACUCCUAACCAGUUUUCAUGCAAACACAGACCAUCAAUGCCUCCAACUCUAGGAAACUAGGAUACUCCGUAUCUAACAGCCAUUUGAAGGCGGGGCCACCUGAUCAGCCCAAUGAUCAGCACUUCAUUCACCUCCACUGAAUAUAUAUUAAUCCCCUUUAAAAAAAAAAAAAGAAAAAAGAAAAAAAAAAAAAAGCACUGAAUGACUAUGCCCACAACGCUACCAGAAAGUCGAAUGCCCAUAAAAAAAAAACAAAAACUGUUCCAGGGAGAGACGUUGCUGUAAAAAAUAAAAAAACAGAACGACAGAUGAGAAUUUAACAUGAAAGAGAAGGGUUUUAAAAAAAAAAAAUGUGCAUUUAAACCGAAUGACAUUUUGCUUUUUCUUGAUAACGCUGUGUUAGCCAAAGAGGACAAUGAUCUCUUUGAAAAUAUGGAUUACAUUAGAGAUUAAUAUAUUUUUAUAUCUACAGAAGAAAAAAAAAACAAGACCUUGUGCAACAUUUUUACAGAUUCUUAAAGCGUGGAAAAAAAAAAAAAACCUUUGGGACACACCGCAUGGCUUUUAUUUUUCCGACUUUUCAGCUUUUAGGGGAGAGAGAGCGCCUGACUCUCUGCGGUGUCUGGGAGGGGACUGAAGUGUUGGGGACUUAUAAACGUACAGUAUGUGCAGUGAAACCAUUACAUAAUUAAAAAAAUUAAAAAUUAAAAUACAACAAACGACAACAAAAAACAAGCAAACUCGCAUUACGCUAAAAAAUGAAUAAUCAGACGGAUAAAUGUACGCAUUGGGGGAAAUAAAAAAAUAAAUAAAAAAAAAAAAGCAUUUUCUCUGAAGUUGCUUCAGCAGCGGUGCAGUGAAACCUUGUGCUGUAACUAACAUAGGGACACUAUGAACUAGCUGCAAUCUGUUCCACAAAGGCUCGAUAUCUGCAAACUGAUAGUGGCACUUUUUUAUAUCCAAGCAUCUCUUCAAGUUUUAGUUUGCAGAUUAGAUUCAAAAAGAAUCCAUCACCCAUCCUUAUAAUUAUUUUCAUUUAAACCAUGCUCAAUGCACCAAAGAAUGUAUUUUCAAUUUGGAAUCCAUUCCAGCUGCACAGUUCAUUCAUAUAAUCUACACAACAGCUUACAACUGGCUGAUUAUAUCCUCCAGUACAUCAUAUCAUACCAACAGUACAUAUUCAUUGCCUGCGAAGACAAUAUUUUUCACUCCAGGUCUAAAGGGGGCCUUUGCUAUCAAAUACCUACUGAAUUUGGCUUCUUACAAGAAGAGAAAUAACACAAAUCUGUGGUGAUCUCUAGCCCUCCAAGACCUGACCUGCUUUCUAACAUCAUAUCAGCUUUAAACAUUGUUUUCUGAAGCUCGGCUCGUUUUUUGCGUUCUAUUUAAGCACUAACCGACUUGCCGAGUCACAGCUUUGUCACUGCUCAUAUCAUAUAUUUCCAGAUCACAUCUAUAUGCAUAUCCAUGCAUCGUUUCAUCGUGUCUCUUGCUGUUUCUCGCUUUGAAAUGUCCCCAUAUCAUAUCUCAAGGCUUUUUUUUUUUUGUUUUGUUUUGUUUGCGUUCACGGCACCAUAAAGAUGCACACCCAAAAAUCAUGUAAACAAAUCCUGGCUAAUUUUUCCCACUCUAUUAGUUGACAAUAUGACCAUGUAAAGGCACCAAAUACCAUGAAAUAAUGUUGAACCUGCCUUAUGAAGUGUUUGACUGCCCUCCACAUGUCAUGCCAGGGAGGUGAGGGGCAAACCCAGGGCAAUUCUUUUUUGCAAAGGAAGUAGCUGGAGAGGGUUUUGGUGCAGAAAAAAAAGAAGAGCCCUUAGUGAGCCCAGAAACCCAGUGUGGAUAAGUUCAAACCCCCCCUUUACAAAACAAUAUAGUAAAAAGCCAGAAACAAUGGCAGAAUCACACAUACUGCACCGCUUAAGCAACAAAACUACAAUAAGAAAUCGUUGAAAAAGACAUAAAUUUUUUCCUAUGGAACAGUAAGUGCAAUGUGCUUCGUUUUUAUAUUGACCGAGAACAAAAGAUAUAUAUAUUUUUAAAAAAAAGAAAUUAAACAUCACAUUAAAGUGGUUUGCAGAAUAGCGAAAAAGGAUCAAACGCGAUAAACAACGGAGAGAAAGAGAAAGAACAAAAAAAAGUGUUAACAGAUUCAUAAAAGGAAUCAAACGAACACCAAGAGCUCUGAUCUCUGAUGACGUUCAUUAUCCCUUCCGUAGCCCCCUGAAUUAGUGCUCUGACCAUGCAUGGUAAAGCAAGCAGCCAGAAUGUGGAACAAAAUAAAGAGCAAUUCUUGAAGAUCGUGAAAGGAAUACUGUCUAAUAUUUCAUCAGUUUUAGCCCAUGUCGAUUUCCAAAUAUCGUUUUUUGAUUUCCUGUACUUGAUUGAUUUCUUUCACAUAUCAGACUCACAUGUUAAACUUAGCGUAUUUGUGUCGUUGACGUUGCCAUAUAGAACAUACAUGGGUUUGAAUAUUUCUUUUGGUUGCUUAUUGGGUACGAUUUUUCUAUUUUUCCAUUAUUUAAAAAUUAGUUGCUGUUCCUACAGUGUAUGCAGGUUUUAGAAUUAGUUAGAUUUUUUGAUUUCAAUCAAACUGUGCUCAGUUGUGUUCGUAAAAGUCUGUGGUAGCUUUCGUUGCAACAUAAAUAAUUUAAACGGAAAAAAAAAUUCAAUAUAGCGCCAACGAACUUGUAUUAUUUGGGCGACUUUAAGCUUGUAGUUUUAACUUAUUGUUAACUUAAAAACUAUUUAUUCUCAUUAUUAUGAUUAUUAUUAUUAUUGCCUCGUAUAAAAGUAUGUUUUGUGUAUAUUUAUGGUUUAUUUCAUAUUUGCAAGUUUAAAAGAACUUUAAUUUUGCCAAAUGUGGAUUACACAGUUUUGUUUUCAGUUUUGUUUUGUUCGUUUUUUUUUCCCCAUUUGUUUUUUCUUUGUGUUUUACUUUCUUUCUAAAAAGGGAACAAAUAGAAUUAAAAAAAAAAAAAAAAAACCAGCUUUAGAAUUACAAUUUGGAAAAGUUCUCCAUAGGCAAAGAAUGCACUGCUAUAUUAAACUAACUGAACGUGUAAACAUACAUGCUGUGUUUUAGAUGUUAUGCCUUUACUGCCUGUGUUCUGUUUGUCUUGUUCAAUGAAAACCUUUUGAUUAUUUGAUCUAAUCACAGUCUUGUUUUAUCCUGCCACGUUCAGACCCCCUGUGAAAGGGAGGAGGGAGAAAGGAAGGGAGAGAGGGAGUGAAAACUAGAAAGAUAAAAGAUGAGGAAGUGGAUUGAGGAGACCAAUAGUUACUGAAGCUGUGUUUGAGCAGACUCUUUUAGAAGCUCUCAGAUUGUUGAAGAGCCUUUAUUCAUAACUCCAGUAGCAAGCAGUGAUGGGAGGGUGGUGGUGGGGGGGGUCAGUGGUUCCUCUGUUCCUCAACUAAUUGUAUUUUUGUAUCGAUUAAUUUAGAAAGGGAUGCAGAGUUACUUAGCAAAUGUUCUUCUUACACCAUUUCUCAUGGUACAAUAAUACGAAAACACAAACGGAUUAACCACAAAAGCCUCCGACGUCACAGUUUGAGGGCAAAAGUGACAAAAAUCUCAUAGUUCCAAACACAAACCAAACAACCAACGAUGUAACAAAGGAAAAAAAAUUUAAAUAUAUCUUUCUGUUUAGUUUAGGAUAUUUAUUACUGGGAAUACAGCUGAAAAACGCUUGAGGACUUUUUCAUGGAAUUAUUUAAUUAUUUGUACUUUACAUGCCAGAAAAAAUAAAAUAAAAGUUGCGAA